Messenger RNA from Entrophospora candida, 2175 nucleotides. NCBI's taxonomy places the organism in Eukaryota, Fungi, Glomeromycota, Glomeromycetes, Entrophosporales, Entrophosporaceae. The record is from the annotation of a GenBank genome assembly.
AUGUCAACAAAUGCUAACGAAGACAGGAAAAAGCUGAAUGAAUUAUUAACGGAGGCUUCCGAACUCGAAAUAGACUUAAAGAAACAAGAACAGCAAAAACAAAUGGUUGAAACUUUUAUUGAUUUUGACGACGAGAAAGAAUUUUUACGUAAUAGUCUUAAAGAUAUUUAUGAAGAUAUUAUUUUGAUCGAUUUAAAAAAGGCAAUAGAAAAUAAAAUUCAAGAAAAACUUUGGAGAAACAUUUUUUAUAAUCAUAUUGAAGAAUUAAAACAUAAAUUAUUUAAAAUAAAACAUGAAAAUAUCUCUGAAUACCAAGCUGCUUAUCAUGAAUUGUGUAGAUAUCUUGAUUUAGGAACUGGCUUUUACCAUACACUUGUCAAUGUUUUAAAAAUUCGUGAGAAUAUAGAUUUGGAUCGUAUUGGAAUCGAAAUCUUUUUAAACAGUAUUAAUACCCCUUCAAAUGGGUCACGUUCUGCUAGCAAAUUUAAAAGGAAGGAAUUAACUGCAGAAUUUAUUCAACAAUGUCUUAUUCGUUUAGGUGACUUUGCUCGUUAUCGUGUAGCUAUUCUUGAAUCAGACGAGAAACGUUGGGAAUUUGCUAGACAUUUUUAUAAUAUGGCAGCAAUGAUUUAUUGUGAUAAUGGUAGUAGUAGAGGAGCUCAAGAACAAUUAGCUAUUUUGGCUUUCUAUAAUGAAAAUGAUUUGGAUACUGUUUAUUGGCAUUGUUUUAGUCUUGCAACAAAACAGCCCCCUAAAAUUGCAGCAGACAACUUAAAAUUAUUUUAUUCAAAUUUUGGACAAAAAAUUCAAGAUAAUAAUUUCAACGAUUAUACAAAAUUAUAUCAAAGUUACAUUGAUCCUGAAGGAACUAUCAAUGAUUUUGAUAAAUCGUUGCGAAAAGAAAAAAAUAAUAACACUAGACAUUUAGGAAAUACACUCAAGAAAAUAAUUUUUAUUUUAAUAUUUACUUUGUGGGAUUUACGUGCUCAAAAUCAUACUGUCGAACUUGGAAAUUUUCAAUCUUACAUAAUUGGCUUAGGAUUUGGUUUUUUAGCGUCAGUUUUAGAAAAUUUAAAUUCCGAUUGGAAUAAUAAUAACAUGGAGGAUGAUAAUGAAAAUGGUCAAAAAAAUGGGCAUGGUUUUUCGAUAGCUUUAGAAUGUAUGCCAGUUGUUCCUCUUUGGUGUGAAUAUAUUGGGACUUUUACAGAUGUUUUUGGCCAAUUAUUCAUCCAUUCAAAGCCAAAUGAAAAGGGUCUUGGUAGCUUUUUCUUUAUGAAAGAUGACUUUGCAGAAAUAUCUAAUAUAGUUUUACCUGAAGAUAUUGAAUUCUUAGGAAUUGUUCCAUUGCGUAAUAUACAACAAGAAAAAAAUUUUACUUUUACAGGUAAAAUUGAUCACCUAAAAGUUAGAAUGGCCAGGCUUAUUAUCUUUGCUAAAAAAAUGGCUGAACUUAAGUCUCUUGAUAUUUUUGGUUAUGAUCCUACGGGCGUAUUCAUGAUGAUAGAUGAAGAAAUGAAGAAAAAAGAACGCGAGCGUGUUAUGAAAUUGAUGGCACAACAAUUGUUACAAGAUCAAGUGACUUCCUUGGAACACAACCUUCAAAGAAUGGGCCAUUCGCCUCAAAAAUCUAUUGUUGUUGGAUCUAAUAAUCCUGUUUCAAGCAAUAAAGAAGUUGUAAAAACAAAAAAUUUACAAAAAUUAAAGCAAUGUGUUAUUGGUAAAGAUAUAAUGUUAAAUCGUUUGAAUUAUGUGAAAAAAUGGAUUUCUGAUAAGAAACAUGUCGUGAUUGUACCAUUGGAUGUUAUUGAUUCAUUGGAUCUUAUUAAAAAAGGCAACAAUCCAGAAAAUGCGAGAGCUAGAGAGGCGAUUAGGUUUUUAGAUCACCAACUUCUGAAACAACAAAAUCAAUCCAAUAAUAAUAAAGAGCCAAAAAAUAGUAACAACCAUAAUAAUGAUCAUUUUAUUCAUAUACAGAAAAUACACGAGAAAUUACAACAAUGGUCUUGUGCAAAAGAAUAUAUUAAGGUAGAAGAUGAUAAUAAAAAACAAAAUGUUGAGGAUAAAAAUAUCAAGCAAACAACAAUUGAAAAUGUUGAUUUUGUUUCAGAAGAUGAAUUAUUAAUAAAAUAUGCAAAAAAAUUUGGCAUUUCUGUUGUUGGGGUUGGAAAUAUUUAA